AUGUUAAACGACAGCUGUAAUCUUAAUGAUGUAGGUUUUUAAUUUUGAGGUUUUAGGCUUUUUAGAACGUGGUAAACUCUUUAUUUUCAGUCUUUUGAUCUGCAUGCAUUAGAAAAAUACCGAAAUUCUGUAUAUUCUCUCAAUUCAAACGUUUACGAAUUGCCGGAAGAAACAAAUGACGUUAACGUUGAUGAUGGGAUACAUUUCGAUCAUAAAGCAGGGACAGAGUCAAUACUGGGCGUUGUAUCUGCACACUCAAAGUAAGUUCCUUCUGUCUUUUAAUAUUUGAAUGUUUAGAAUCUUGAACGAAGAAUGUGAAUACCUUAAAGGGCUUUUAAACAAGAAAAGGAUUGAGAGACAGCUGAGAGACAAGAAACGGGAAUUGCAAUAUAAGAAGCUGCGGCACAAAGAACGCUGCACCACUUUUGAUGCCAAUGUGCACAAGGAAGCCCUUAGUGUAGUAGUAAGUGUGACAUUGUGCUUUACUUUUUAACUUCUAGAUCAACAGACACGAGGGACAUUUUCGAUGGAUAAACCGGCUGAAUAUUCAAAUUGACACAGAACGACAGUUCAGAGAGGCGCUUAAGUUGCCUAAAAAACUGCCUCUUUUUCUGUCUAUAGAGGAGAAUUACUUUCCUGGUAAGCUAGACAUAUUUUGGUCUAUUUUGUAUUAUUAUUAUCAUUUUUUAAAAUAAUUUUGUAAUAUGUAUUUAUUUUUUUGCAUAUUAAAAAGGACUUUUAAGUAGAUCAAAAUUGUUUUAGAGCUCUCUGAAGAAGCUUUACGUCUGGUAGAAACUGUCUGGUAUGGUCAAAACGACAAUGAAGUGUUUUGUGAAGGCUUUGGAGCGAAAAUAACAAGAAAAGAUCUCAAAACUCUUGGAGGAUUGAACUGGUUGAACGACGAGAUUAUAAACUUUUACAUGAGUUUGAUUAUGAAUAGAGCUGAACAGGACACCUCGUUACCGAAGGUAAAGUUGAAUUGUUUUUUAAUAUUUAAAGGUUACUUACAUUAGGUAAACAGGCGUUUGCUUAAACAAAAGUUUAUUGUAAUGUGGAAACUUUAAGACAUACGUGUUCAACACAUUCUUCUACAAAACGUUGAGCGAAAGAGGAUUUGCUGGAGUAAAGCGAUGGACAAGGAAGGUGGAUGUGUUUUCUUAUGACGUUAUCUUGAUACCUGUGCAUAUGGGCAAUCACUGGUGUAUGUCGAUGAUCGACUUUACGAGGCAGGGCAUCUUCUACUUUGAUUCUCUUGGCGGCAAAAACACGACUUGCCUACGGUUACUCGGGUAAGUUUUAAGUAAACUUUUUAAUUUAUUAACCUACUUUUUAAUAUUAACGUUCUAUCUGUAUUUUUAAAUAUAGACUUGAAGAUGUAAGUAAUAUUUUUAGUAACUACUUGAUGGAAGAGCAUAUGGACAAGAAGAAGAGUAGUUACGAUGUCAGUAUGUGGACUUUUGAGUGUCCGGCUGUGCCAAUGCAGUUAAACGGAUCAGAUUGUGGUGUAUUCUCUUCAAUUUUUGCUGAAUUCUCUUCUCGACUUUGUGAAUUCAAAUUUGAUCAGAGGGUAAUGCCGUAUUACCGACAACGGAUGGUAUACGAAAUUGUGAAUAAGAAACUAUUGAUAUAA
Bursaphelenchus okinawaensis is the source of this 1630-nucleotide messenger RNA. NCBI's taxonomy places the organism in Eukaryota, Metazoa, Nematoda, Chromadorea, Rhabditida, Aphelenchoididae. The record is from the annotation of a GenBank genome assembly.